AUGAAGUUCUACAGCACUGCUCUCCUAAUAGCCGCCGCAUCUGCCAUGGUGAUGGCUGCCUCGCCAGCCCCUAUGGAGCAUAUGUGCUCUCCGUCCAACAACAAAGGCAAGUGCGAGGGUCUCAACAAGCAUAUCGACACCAGUCUGCACUGCAAUUUGAGCGGUGAUGACAAGUGUUCCCCCUCCUACUGUUGCAAGGAUAACCCCGUUCAUGAUGAUAAAGGUGACAAGAUGAAGUGUUCUAACGUUACCAACCAACGCAAGUGUAAGAGCCUAGGCAAAGAUGUAGACAAGCACAAAACCUGUUACAGAUAUGAUGACAAAAAGUGUGCCAGCUCUCACUGCUGCAAGGAUGAGAAGUAA
Sphaeroforma arctica JP610 is the source of this 363-nucleotide messenger RNA. RefSeq lists its product as hypothetical. The transcript has a single exon. The coding region runs from base 1 to 363 and encodes 120 amino acids. The record is from RefSeq and is a predicted model, not a curated record. NCBI's taxonomy places the organism in Eukaryota, Ichthyosporea, Ichthyophonida.